CGCCGGUCUGGUCGCCUGGGGUGGCCGUGGACCCAAGUGGGCACUGCACGCACACGCGAGUUCCAGUCUUGGCCCAAUUGAACCAGGUAGUUUCUUCCUGGACUCUGUAUAUUCGCAUAUUGCUACAUAGGCAGAUAACAUGACUUCGCUGCUGGGUCGCUCGCACCAAGCUGCCGUCCUGCGACAAGGGCGAGUGCGACCUUUCCUGCCCGCACAACAAUGCAGACCGUUGCGUAUAGUCCAUGUAGCGGCAAAGAAGUCUGGUGAGGCUGUUGAGCCUGACCAGUCGUUCGGGCUUGUGGCUCAGCAAGCAGAAUUCUUCCGAGCGCUGCCACUUUACGCUGGAGGAGCCGGUGUGGCGUCUCUGUUGUUAAAUCGAGCACUUUCGGGCAUCGCGCCCGUGGUGGACGCCAGCAGCAGUCAAAGCCGUGCGGAUGUGCUGGGCAUCGUGCUGUCCGCGGUGCUGCUGCUGACCGGGCUGCAGUGGCUGGCGCUCAAACCGCGCGAGGUCGCUGCCGUGGACCUAGAGGGCAGCACUGUGGACUUUGUGGAGCCGGGCCUGAAGCCCUAUGCGGCGCUUCUGCGCGAGUUUGCGUGGGCACGUGAUGCCAUGUUCAGCACCACGCGCUGCAAGUCGCUGGUGCUCCUCUACAAGGGCCGCACCCUGUUCCACUACGGCUUCAUCACCAAGGGCGUCAAGCCCGGGAACGUGGUGCCGGGGGAGAUCUGCACGCAGGCGAUGCGCGACAGCCAGGGCAACUACCUGGCGAACCUGGUGCUGUACCCCGGCCGGCCCGAGUUCACGGCUUUCCUGCCGGAGAACACGCAGGGCGUGAUGGUGCAGCCGGUGGGCAAGGACGGCGUCAUCGUGGCGGGCACGGACACGGUCCGCGGCUUCAGCCGACUGGACCAGGCCUGGCUGUCCACCAUCGCUGACAAGCUGGAGGUGUCGCUGGGGGAGGGCGUGGCGCUGCCGCAGGCGGGCGUGGGGUUCGGCGGGAGCGGCGGCAGCAGCAGCAGCGGGGCCAAGGCUAGCGGCAAGCAGCCGGCUGCCCGGUAGUUGGGUGGGUGGGGGGGUGUAGUGGCGCGGUGUUGGCGGUGGGGGCUGGCGGUGGGGGCUGGCGCGAGCUUCAAGGUGGCACGGGAGGCGGCGCAGGCACGAGCGGCGGAGGCGGCGGCAUAACAGCAGGCAUGAGGGCCCUUAUGUCGUUCAUGUGGCACCCAGGGCCGUGUGCACGUGCCUUGGACGUGUGAUGGGGUAGGUGUGCAUGCCGUACGAUAGUUGUAAUAUGCACGUGGCGCUUUCAGUGUGCACGGAUUGCGAAGAUGCCGUCCUGUCUCCCAUGUUAUACAGUAACGCCUGAGUUACUGUUACCGAGACAUUGCUGACUUGCUGACGCUUAUGAGCAAUGGAAAGUGCGCGCAUUUAGUGUGCGCGGAUUGCGAAGAUGCCCUCCUGUCUCCCAUGUUACCAUGUACCACCGAACGCCCUCACUCAUGUUCCAUGGCGACACGCAGUGCGUGGACACUGUGCAGCUGUUCCAGUAUGGGCUCUCAGGACACUUUGCAAGUGUGCGUGCAUGGGACAGGGUUACGGGGCAGCUUGGCGUAGUCCCGUAGUGGGCAGCGUCAGCCCAAACCCCAACAGUCAAUUUGCGAUGUCAAGGCAAGAGCGCGUGGCUGUUAUACAGUACCGUACCG
Molecule: messenger RNA, 1701 nt
Organism: Chlamydomonas reinhardtii
Lineage: Eukaryota; Viridiplantae; Chlorophyta; Chlorophyceae; Chlamydomonadales; Chlamydomonadaceae
Exons: 4
Coding region: 140-1060 (306 amino acids)
Biological process (GO): cytochrome b6f complex assembly
Cellular component (GO): chloroplast
Source: RefSeq, a predicted model, not a curated record